Molecule: messenger RNA, 852 nt
Organism: Macrosiphum euphorbiae (potato aphid)
Lineage: Eukaryota; Metazoa; Arthropoda; Insecta; Hemiptera; Aphididae
Source: the annotation of a GenBank genome assembly
AUGUUGACUAUUUUUUACGAAUGUUGUAAAAGUUCAUUAAAUACCUCUCGUAAAUAUUUAGAAAAAUUUCCAGAACGAAGACAACCUUCACGGGCUACAUUUAUCAACAUUGAAAAAACAUUGCGUCAAACAGGUAGCUUUCCAAAUGGCUGUAGGUUGAAAAAACAUUACACUGCUGCAGAUGAUUCUCAUAAUGUUGAUGUUUUAGCUGCAUUUUGUACCACACCACAUGCAUCAAUAAGAUCCAUAGCUCGGCAAACAGAUAUCAGUAAAUCAACUGUACAUCGGAUAUUAAAAAACAAUUUAUAUCACCCGUUCAAAUUGCAUUGCGUUCAAGGGUUGAAACCGUCGGAUCCAGAAAGAAGACUCCAAUUCAUAUCAUUAAUAGUUAGCUUAUAUGACCAGGAUAAAAAUAUUUUGAACAAAAUAUUGUGGACUGACGAAAGUUGUUUCAAUAAUAACGGCAUGGUAAAUCGCCAUAAUGCACAUUAUUGGAAUGAUUCAAAUCCAUUUUGGACAAGAGAAACAAAGUCCCAAGUUCGAUGGUCCACAAAUGUAUGGUGUGGUACAUUAAAUAAUACAUUAAUUGGUCCUUACUUUUAUGAAGGAACAUUAACUGGUCAGCGUUAUUUGGAUUUUCUGGAAAACAUUUUGCCAUCAUUGCAGGAAAAUGUCCCUCUUUAUAUUCGGGAAUCUAUGUGGUUACAGCAAGAUGGUACCCCUCCACAUAAUGCUAAUGUGGUUAGAAAUUAUUUGAACCAUAGUUUUCCGUUGCGAUGGACAGGAACAAACGGUCCUGUGAAAUGGCCACCACGUUCUCCAGAUCUUACUCCAUUGGAUUUUUUUUUAUGA